CUAAGAGUCAGAUUAACACAAGUCCAUUUUUAUCACAAUUGAAUUAUACGUAUCAUUUAUUACGAGCAAUGUUGAACGAGAAAUAGUAAACUUGCAAGAAUCUGAUUUUGCACUUGAUAGAAAAAGUACGCAGUAUUUGUGUAACUCUGUCUAAUCAGAGUAAAUUGGACUUUUCAGUUUAACAGCUCUAUAUGUUACUCCGUCACUGCUUUGAGAAAGUACAAAAGGAAUCAAAGAUCAAAAUAAAAUAUAAUAAAAUAAUCUUUGUACCUACGAAACGUAAUUUUCACAUUAAUAUUGUCACUAUUAUUUCUCUUCUUAUUUUGGCAGUCUAUCCUACUUUCACACAAACUCACAAAACACUACUAUCUUUCACAUCUAGUUUUUACAAUUACUACGAAAAUAAGUUUAAUUUUUACUUCUAUUUCGUUUAAUCACGAUUAGUGUACCCAAGUGUAAUAAACAUUAUAUUGCCUUAAAUUCAAUAUCUCCGCAAUAUAGUUCAAUUCGAUAGUUUGUAUUAACAGUGCUAUUUUAUUGAACAAUUAAAAUUGUAUAUUCGUUUUAUUUUUAUAAUCGUUCAAAUUUAACGCCUAGAUUAUGUGAAAACCACAUACGCAAUAUUAGCAUUGUUUUUUGGUUAGGUUAACCUUAUACGAAUGAUAUUAUUUUUUAAACAAUUUAUACAUUGUAAAAUUUAACAACGUUAAAAUUGUAUUCAAAUUAGUUAAAAUGCAUCAACGUAUGUUAUAUAACAAAAUACUUAUUCCGUUAACAAGAAGUGUUUGGUUAGGGCACGUGAAUAAAUGUUCAAAUGAUGGGACCAAAAAUGUCGAAGAAUUUUCAACAGAUAAUUUAGAGUCUUCGUAUAAUACGCAAGAUGUUUCCCAUCUGCUCGAACAAUCCACAACAUACAAAGAUGCCAAUGAUAAAAAUUGGGCAACAACGCCAUAUCCUAAAGAUGUGCUAGUAAAAAAAACAGAUGACGAAGAACCAUCUAUAGAGCCUGAAAAUACCUCAGUAUUAUUAUUUCCUGGACAAGGUACUAUUAAAGUUGGCACAGUCAAGAAAUAUAUGCAUUUCCCAGCUGUUAAAGAACUUUUUGACUCUGCCAAUGAAAUACUUAAUUACGAUCUAUUGAAACUUUGUUUAAAUGGUCCGCAAGAAAAAUUGAACAGGACCGAGUUCAACCAAGCCGCUACGGUAGUUUCAUCGUUGGCUGCGUUAGAAAAACUUCGCGAAGAAAGGCCUAAUGCACUUGAUAACUGUGUUGCUACGGCAGGUUAUAGUGUAGGGGAAAUAACUUCUUUAAUUCUUUCUGGUGCCAUAACGUUCGAAGAUGGAAUUAGAUUGGUUCACGUCAGAGGGAAUGCUAUGCAGCAUGCUGCAGAUCAAGUACCCCAAGGAAUGAUGUCUGUGGUAUGUACACGGGAAGCAAAAGUUUCCAAAGCUUGUACAGAUGCAGAGAAGUGGGCGAUGGAAAUGGGCAUUGAGAAUCCGAUAUGCAGAGUUGCUAUUUUUCUAUGCACAGAAAGGAAGAUAUUCGCAGGAAAUAUAGAAGCAUUACAAUAUAUUGAAAAGCAUAGUAAAGAGUUGGGCUUUAGAAACAUAAGUAGAUUGCCUGUAUCGGGAGCAUUUCAUACGCCACUAAUGAAUCCUAGUUUGAAGCCAGUGUUUAAAAUAUUAACAUCGAUAGAACUAGAUGAACCUAGAUGUAAAGUGUAUUCCAAUUACAAAGGAAAACCAUAUGGUAGUCUACAAUUCAUGAAGAAAUAUAUACUAAAACAAAUUGUUUCCCCACUUAAGUGGGAACAGUGUAUACAAAAUAUAUAUAGCAGAUCACAAAAUACAUCAUUUCCAAAAACGUACGACAUAGCAUCAGAAGGAAGAAUGAAAACUAUUUUAAAAUUAAUUAAUGCAAAAGCACAUAACUCGUGUAUUGCAAUUUAAUUUUGUAUUUAGUAGAAGAGUGAAUAUGUAAUUUGUAUUACGUUGGUCGUAUUUCUUUCUUAAAAC
Colletes gigas is the source of this 2016-nucleotide messenger RNA. RefSeq names its product probable malonyl-CoA-acyl carrier protein transacylase, mitochondrial (gene beg). NCBI's taxonomy places the organism in Eukaryota, Metazoa, Arthropoda, Insecta, Hymenoptera, Colletidae. Gene Ontology annotation, molecular function: transferase activity. The transcript has 2 exons. The record is from RefSeq and is a predicted model, not a curated record. The coding region runs from base 733 to 1950 and encodes 405 amino acids.